GCCACGCCACAGUCAGCAUUUGGUCCUCGUUGACUGCUCACAUUUUCCAUCGUCAAGGACAGAACAACAAAUAAACUUCCAUCAUGGCGGACGACGAGAAAAAGAAGUUGGAGGAGGAAAAGAAAAGGAAACAAACCGAGAUCGAACGCAAAAGGGCAGAGGUUAGGGCCCGCAUGGAAGAGGCCUCCAAGGCCAAAAAAGCCAAGAAAGGUUUCAUGACCCCAGAAAGAAAGAAGAAACUCAGGUUGUUGUUGAGAAAGAAAGCCGCUGAAGAACUGAAGAAAGAACAAGAACGUAAAGCAGCCGAAAGAAGGCGCAUUAUUGAAGAAAGAUGCGGAAAACCAAAAAUUCUCGAAGAUACCAAUGAAGGCCAACUUAAGAGGAUUUGCAAAGACUAUUAUGACCGAAUGUAUAUCUGUGAAGAGCAGAAAUGGGAUUUGGAACGCGAAGUUCGAAAGCGGGAUUGGGAGAUCUCCGAUUUGAACAGCCAAGUCAACGAUCUGAGAGGCAAAUUCGUUAAACCGACCCUCAAGAAAGUUUCCAAAUACGAAAACAAAUUCGCCAAACUUCAAAAGAAGGCUGCCGAAUUCAACUUCCGUAACCAACUCAAGGUCGUGAAGAAGAAGGAGUUCACCUUAGAAGAAGAGGAUAAGGAAAAAAAACCAGACUGGUCCAAGAAGGGAGGCGAAAAGGAAGGAGAAGAAGGAGAAGAAGACCAACCCCCCACGGAAGGCCAACCUGCUGAGAAUGCACCCCCAGGAGAAGACCAACCCCCCGCCGACGGCCAACCCCCUACCGAAGACCAUCCCCCCGCGGACGGGCAACCCCCCACGGAGGGCCAGCCCCCAGAAGAACAGCCACCAACGGAGGGUCAACCCCCCGCAGAAGGAGAGGGUACUACUCCUCAGGCGCCUACCCCGGAACCUCCAGAGACAGGUCAACAACCUUCCACUGAGGGAGCUCCAGUAGAAGGCGCCCCACCGGCAGAAGGGGCACCACCAACAGAAGGAGCACCAGCAACAGAAGGAGCACCAGCAACAAGGGGCACCAGCAACAGAAGGGGCACCAACAACAGAGGGAGCACCAGUUGAAGUCACACCGACAGCAGAUGGAGCUGCUCCAGGAACGACAGAAGAACAACAUCAACCUACUGAAGGAGCCGUUCCCACCUCCGAGACAGCCGCCGACCCAGCACCGGACACGCCCGAGUCAACCCCCGUCGCUGAAUCCGCCCCUGUCCCAGAAGAAACAGGUCCGGCCUUGGAGGAAUCCGAGCCCCUCCAGGACAUGCCCUCGGGCAUAAAAUCUCCACCAAUCAUCGAAGCUGCGGCCUAGUUUGCAGGAAAGUAUGAGGGGCUUCUUUGAAGUAGGGUACAUUUUUGCCAUUUUUCUUGGUAUGAUAUGAAUGAGAAAUAACUAUUUUGGAUAUUUUACUUGUAUUUCACUUUUAUGAUUUUUAUUAUUAGUAGGUAGGUAUCUAUACAACAUUUAUGUUUGUAGACAGUAGUAGGUACCAAAUACUACCUUGUAUAUAGUUUCAUCUCAUCUGUAUUAUUUUUUAAGAUUGAAUCCAUGAAUUAAAUGUUAUGGAAUAU
Molecule: messenger RNA, 1595 nt
Organism: Phaedon cochleariae (mustard beetle)
Lineage: Eukaryota; Metazoa; Arthropoda; Insecta; Coleoptera; Chrysomelidae
Source: the annotation of a GenBank genome assembly